Molecule: messenger RNA, 15637 nt
Organism: Spirometra erinaceieuropaei
Lineage: Eukaryota; Metazoa; Platyhelminthes; Cestoda; Diphyllobothriidea; Diphyllobothriidae
Source: the annotation of a GenBank genome assembly
AUGAAUUCUCCUAACUUCCACCUAAACGCACUUUCCCACCUCGGUAAGCCGGUGACCAGCCCUCCGGGUAAACUGGUAAGCCAGUGUACGGCCUUCCGAGAUGGUAACCGGGUAAACGGAUAAGAAAUCACCUCGGUACCGCUGGCAUCACUACCACUACCCCAUCGGUAGAUGCAAGAUCUGCGCAGCGGAUACUACCUGAAAGACUGUUACUGCCAAUGGAUUUGCAACUAACACUACCGCUAGUAGCAGUGCCACUGUUAGUGAAAAGACAUACUGCGGAUGCUGGCAAUGCUUCUACUACUACUAAUACUACCACUAUUAUUAUUAACACUACUACUAGUAUCACUACAGAUACUACCACUACUAUUACCAGCACCAAUACUACUGCUACUAAUACCACUACUAAUAAUACUACUACUAUUACUACAAAUAUUACUACUACAACUGCUAAUACUACUGCUAUUACUACAAUUAAAAAUACGAGAAUUACUAAUACCAACACCACUACUAAUACCACUGCUAAUACCAACAAAACUACAAUUACUAAUGCUAAUACUACUACUAAUACUACUUCUGCUAAUACUACUGUUAAUACUCUUAUUACUAACAGUAAUACUACUAUUAAUACUACCAGUACCACUACCACUAAAAAUAUUACUAAAAGUAAAAUUACUACUACAAAAACGAAUCAAAUAAUACUACUACUACUGCUACUACUAUUAAUACUACUACUACUACUACUACUGCUAUUAAUACCAAUGCAAAUACUACCACUACAACUACUAUUACUAACACUACUACUACUAUCACAACUACUACUACAAUUACUACUACCGCUACUACUACUGUUAGCAACACAACUACUUAAACUACUGCUAAAACUAAUGCUACAAAUACAACUACUGCUACCACCAGCACUACUAAUACAAUAACCAACAAUACUACUACUAAUACUACUACUACCAGCACCACUAAUACUGCCAAUAAUACCAUUACUACUAUUGCUAAUGGUACUAAUACUACUACUAGAAAAACUACUGAUACUACUACAACAGCGGAUACUACUACCAAUAUUACUACUAUUACAACCACAAUUACUACUACUAUCACUACUACUACUACUACUACUAUUCUACUACUAAUAUGCUACAACUACUACUACUACUACAGCCACCACUACGAAUAUAACUACUACUACCACAACCAGCACCACCACUACUGCUAUCACUACCACUACUACUAUUACUACUACUAAUACUACUGCUGUUAAUGCUACGGCUACUACUACCAUUAUUACUACUAUUACCGACAUUACUAUUAAUAUUCAUAAUAAAACAAUUACUAAUACUUCUACUACUACUACACCUACUACUGAUAACAUUACUACUACAACCACCAACACUAUUACUACCACUACCACCAAAAUUACUACUCCUCCUACUACUACUAUUACUACUACUAUAACUAUUAAUAUUGCUAAUAUUACUACUACUGCUACUACUAAUACAACUAUCGCUGCUACUACUACUACUACUACUACUACUACUAAUGCAAAUAAUACCAGACGUACGUCGAUUACUACCAAAACCACUACUACUACUACAACUACUACUACUAGUAGUACUUAUACUAUCAUUGCUACUACUACCACCAAAAUUACAACUAACACAACCACUAACACCACUAAUAUUACUACCACCGCUAAAAUUAUUGCUAUUACUACUACAACCAACUGCAUAUUACUACCACUAAUACUAACAAUACUACUACGAAUAAUGCUACGAAUAAUAUUACUAAUACUACUUCUACUAGUACUAAUGCAACUACUACUACUACUACUACUACUACUACUACUACUACUAAUAGUACUGCCAAUACAACUACAACGAAUAAAACUACCACUACUAAAACUACUUCCACCGCUGAUAAUGUUGCUAUUACUAUUGCUACUGCUAAUAAUACAACAACCUCCAUUAUACUACCACGAAUACUACCACGAAUACUAACACUACUAAUACUUCUACCAAUAACACAACUAAUACUACUAAUAACAAAACUACUAAUGCUAACACUAUUGCUAGAACUACUACUACUACUACUACUACUACUACUAUCAUACUACUGCAACUGCGGCUGCCACUACCACUAUUACUAAUAUUAAUUCAACAAUUACUACUACUAUUAAUACCAAUACUAGUACUACUCAUACUACUACUACAACUACUAUUUAUACAUAUACUACUGCUACUACUGUAUCUAAAAACACUGCUGCCACGUCCACUACUACUACAACCAACAACACUAAUACUAAUAAUAAUACUACCAGCACCACUACCACCGCUACAAAUUACACUACUACUACUACUACUGCUAAUACUACUACUGGUACUUCUACUACUACUGCUACUACUACUGCUGCCGCCACCGCCAUAUUACUACAAAUAACAAUACAAAUACAAACACUAAUACUAAUAUUAGUACUACUAACAGUAAUACUACUACUGCUACUACUACAAGUACUACUACUACUACUAUCAGCAACAAUGGUAAUAACACUACUACUACUGCUAUUACUACUGCUAAAACUACUACUAAUAAUACUACUACAACAGCUACUACUACUGCUUCUACUACUACAAUAACUAUACAAGCAUCACUACUACUGCUACUAAUAACAAUAAUCAUACUAGAACCACUACUACCACUUCUACUACUACUACUACUACCACCGCUAAUACUAAUACUAGUACUAUUACUACUGUUACUGCUACUAAUUAAAUGACAUCCAUACGGCUACUAAUACUACUACUACUACUACUACUACUACUACUACUACUUCUACUACUACUACCACUAAUAACACUAAUACUACUAAUACCUAUACUACUACAAACACUACUACUACUAAUUCUAAUAAAAUUUUUACUACUACUAAUUCUACUAGUAAUAAUUCUGCUACUACUACUACUACUAAUACUGCCAACGGCAGAACUACUACUACCACCACCGGAACUACUACUGCUACCACUAUUACUACUAUUAAUAAUGCUGCUAUUAUUGCUACAAACAUUACUAUUACUAAUACUACUACUACUGCUCCUACUACUAAUGCUAAUACUACAUCUACCCCCGUUAGUAAUGCCACCACGCUGAUGGCACCAAAACUACCAAUUUUAUUAAUGGUACUACAACUUAUUUUAAUACUUCGACUAACGUUACUAUAUCUACUACUACUACUACAACUACUAAUACUACCACUGCUACUACUACUACGACUGCUACUACUAAUAUUACUACUGCGAAUACUGCAAUUAGUACUACUGCUACUACUACUACUACUAAUAAUACUAAUAAUAAUACCACAACUACUUCUUAUAGUACUACUGCCGCUACUGAUUCUACUACUACUACUACAACUACUACUAAUGCUACUGCUGCUACUACUACCACUACUACUACAUCUACUGCUACAUAUAAUUCUACUACCUCGACUACUACUAUUACUACUACUACUAAUACUACUACUGCUACUACUACUACUACUACUACUACUACUACUACGAUAUCUACUAACUCUACUACUACCACUUCUACUAGUAAAACCACUACUACUCCUAAUAAUACUACUACCGCUACGGAUUCUACUACUACUACUACUAGUACUACUACUACUACUUCUACCACUACUACUACUACGACUACUACAUCUACGCAUACUUCUACUACUACUGCUAAUACUACUACCUCUACUACAAAUCCUAUUAGUUCUACUGCUACUACUACUAAUCCUACUACCUCAGCUACUACUCCAUUUUCUUCUACUUCCACUACAACAACUACUACUACUACUAUUACUACUACUACUACUAAUACUACCACUACUAAUCCUAAUACUACUACUACCGCUACCAACAAUAAUACUCCUAAUAAUCCUACUACCGCUACUGCUUCUCCUAAUCCUACUACUACUGCUAAUAAUACUUCAAAUAAUAUCUAUACUGCAACUCAUUAUUCUACUACUACGAGUACAACUACUACGACUACUACUACUACUAAUUCUAAGACUAUUACUACUACUUCUAUUACUUCUACCUCUACUGGGACAACUACACCUAAUACUACUACUACUACAGCUACUACAUCUACUAAUACUACUACUACUACUACUACUACUACUACUACUACUACUACUACUACUACGGCCAAAUUCUUCUCUCACCGGCUGGUUGAGGGAUGGAACAAAUUGCCGAACUCCGUUGUCUUAGCGGAAAACGUCGAGACCUUCAAAAGAAGACUAGAUAAACUUAUGCUUGAUGGUCAAACAUUUACAUGAUAUCAAUGGCUGGUAUAACUGCUAUGUAAAUAUCUGCAUGUUUUUUUCAUACGUCUAUCUGUAAAUAGGGUUUUCCAAGGCUCUGCCUCUAUCCCUCAUAUAUACUGAAUUAUACUGAAUACUUCUACUACUACUACUACUACUCCGAAUAAUUCUACUUAUAUUACUAAUACUACUACUAAUACUAAAACUACUACUCCUAAUUCUACUACUACCGCUACUGCCUCUAGUACUACUACUACUAUUACUACUACUAACAUUACUAAUAAUACCACUACUACUACUACUACGACUACUAAACAUACUACUACCAUUACUACUAUUAUUACUACCACUAAAACUCCUAAUAUUAAUACUACCGCUACUACCACUACUACACCUAAUACUACUACUACCUCCGCUACUGCUCAUAAUACUACCACUACUACUACUAAUGCUAGUCCUACUCCUGCUACUACUACUACUGCUGCUACUACUACUACUACCUCUAAUAAUACUCCUAUUUCUUCUACUUCUACUACUAUUUCUACUGCUACUACUACUACUACUAACUGUACUAAUACUCCUAUUUCUUCUACUGCUACUAAUACUACUACUAGUACUAAUUCUACUGCUAAUAUUACCACUGCUCCUCCUAAUAAUACUACUACCGCUACUAACACUACUACACAUAAUACUACUACUACCGCUUCUGCUCAUACUACUACUACUACUUCUACUACUACUACUAAUACUAAUUCUACUGCAAAUAAUACUACUACUACUACUACGACUAUUACUACUACUACUACAUCUACUGCUACUCCUUUUUCUUUUACUACUUCAAAUACUUAUACUACCACAACUUCUAAUACUAAUAAUACUACUAAUUCUACUACUAUUACUAAUACUACUACUACCUCUACUAGUAUUCCUAUUUCUUCUAAUGCUACUGCUUCUACCACUACAAAUUAUAAUACUACCUGUACUACUCCUAAUACUACUACUACCACUACUACCAUUACUACUCCUAAUUCAUUUACUAGCGCUUUUGUUCAUACUACUACUACUACUACUACUACUACUACUACUACUACUACUACUACUACUACCUCUACUGCUCCUCCUAUUUAUACUACUACUACAUCUACUACUACUCCUGCUAAUACUACUACUACUCCUACUUCUACUUCUACUACUAAUACUACUACUUCUAUUACUAAUAAUACCACUACCUAUACUACUUCUCCUAAUUCUACUACUACUACGACUACUACUAAUUCCACUUCUCCAAUUACUGCUACUACUACUACUACUACUACUACUACUAUUAAUACUGCUACUACUACUACUAGUUCUACUAAUAGUACGUCUACUACUACUACUACUACUACUACUACUACUACUACUACUACUACUGAUAUUGCCACUACUUGUCCUAAUACUUCUACUAACGCUACUACUCCUAAUAGUACUACUACCGCUACUACUUCUGCUACUACUACUUCUACUAGUAAUACUACUACCACUAAUACAACUAUUACUACUCCUGCUAAUUCUACUACUAUGUCUACAACUACUACUACUACUACUACUGCUAAUACUACUACUAAUACUGCAUCUACUAAUCCUAAUACUACUACUACUACCGCUACUGAUUGUACUACUAAUACUACUACUGGUAAUAUUAUUAAUGCUACUACUUAGACUGCAACUACUACUCCUAAUACUACUACUACCGCUACUGCUUCUACUACUACUACUACUAUUAAUAUUACUUCUACUAAUACUGCUACCACUAUUACUAAUACUACUACAACUACAACUACUACUACUACUGCUAUUAAUACCAAUGCAAUUACUAACACUACAGCUACUGUUACUAACACUACUACUACUAUCACAACUGCUACUAUAAUUACUACUACCGCUAUUACUACUGUUAGCAAAACAACUACUUAAAAUACUGCUAAAACUAAUGCUACAAAUACAACUACUUCUACCACCAGCACUACUAACACAAUAACCAACAAUACUGCUGCUAAUACUACUACUGCCAGCACCAAUCAUACUGCCAAUAGUACAAUUUCUAUUAUUGCUAAUGGUACUAAAACUUCUACUAUAAAAUCUGCUGAUACUACUACAACAGCGGAUAUUACUACCAAUAUUAAUACUAUUACUAGCACAAUUACUUCUACUACCACUACUACUACUACUACCACCAUUCUACUACUACUAUUCUACAACAACAACUACUACUACUACUAUAACUACGAAUAUUGCUAAUAAUACUACUUCUGCUAUUACUAAUACAACUAUCGCUGCUACUACUACUACUACUACUAAUGCAAAUAAUACCAGAUUUACGUCCAUUACUACCAAUACCAUUACUGCUACUACAACUACUACUACUAGUACUUGUACUAUCAUUGCUACUACUACCACCAAAAUUACAAAUAACACAACCACUAACACCACCACUAAUACUGCCACCUCUAAAAUUAUUGCUAUUACUUCUACAACCAAGUGCACAUUAAUAUCACUUAUACUAACACUACUACUACGUAUAAUGCUACGAAUAAUAUUACUAAUACUACUUCUACUAGUACUAAUGCAACUACUAAUACUACUGCUACUACUAAUAGUACUGCCAAUACAACUACAACGAAUACUACUACUACUACUAAUACUACAACAACAUCUCUUACUACUACUACUACUACUACUACUACUACUAAUACUACCACUAAAACUACUUCCACCGCUGAUAUUGUUGCUAUUACUACUGCUACUGCUAAUAAUACAACAACCUCCAUUAUACUACCACGAAUACUAACACUACUAUUACUACUAAUACUUCUGCCAAUAACACAACUAAUACUAAUAAUAACAAAAUUACUAAUGCUAACACUAUUGCGAGAAUUACUACUACUACAAUUACUACUACUACUACAACAACUACUACUACUACUAUAAUACUACUGCAACUGCGGCUCCCACUACCACUAUUACUAAUAUUAAUUCAUCCAUUACUACUAUUAUUAAUACCACUACUACUACUACUACUCAUACUACUUCUACUACUACUACUACUACUGCUUAUACAUAUACUACUGCCACUACUGUAUCUAAAACCACUGCUGCCACGUCCACUACUACUACAACCAAGAACACGAAUAAUAAUAAUAACACUACCAGCACCAAUACCUCUGUUAAAUCUAACACUACUACUACUACUACUACUACUACUGCUAACACUAUUACUAGUACUUCUACUACUACCGCUACUACUACUGCUGCCUCCACCGCCAUUUUACUACAAAUAACACUACAAAUACAUCCAAUAUUACUAAUAUUAAUACUACUAACACUAUUACUACUACUGCUACUACUACAAGUACUACUACUACUACUACAACUACUAUCAGCAACAAUGUUAAUAUUACUAAUACUACUAGUGCUAAUACUACUGCUAAAACUACUACUAAUACUACUACAACUACAGCUACUACUACUACUUCUACUACUACAAUUACAAUACAAGCAUCAUUAAUACUGCAACUAAUAACAAUAAUAAUACUGUAACCACUACUAAAACUUCUGCUACAACUACCACCGCUACUUCUAUUACUAGUACAAUUACUACUUUUACUUCUACUACUAAAAUGACCUCCAUACGGCUGCUACUAUUACUACUACUACUACUACUACUACUACUACUACUACUACUACUGCUAUUACUACUACUACUACUUCUACUACUACAUCUAUUACUACUCCUGCUACUACUACUACUACUACUACUACUACUACUACUACUGCUAUUUCAAAUGCUACUACUACUAAUACUACUAUUAAUACUACUAUUACUACUGCUACCGCUACUACUACUACUACUACUACUACUACUACUAAUACUACUGCUACUACUAAUUCUACUACUUUUACUACUACUGAUACUGCCAUUAAUACUCCUAAUACUACUACUAACGCUACUACUCCUAAUAGUACUUCUAACGCUAAUGCUUCUGCUACCACUACUACUACUACUACAUGUACUACUACUACCACUCAUAAAACUACUUCUACUACUGCUACUACUACUACUAGUACGUCUACAACUUCUACUGCCUCUACUACUACUACUACAAAUACUACUACUACCACUAAUACUGUCAGUACUACUCCUAAUACUACUACUACAGCUACUGCUUCUACUACUGCUAUACUAAUCCUACUACUACUGCUACUACUACUACUACUACUACUACUACUACGACUUCUACUACUACAACUACUCCUACUACUACUACUAUUACGGCUAAUACUACUACUACUAAUACUACUGCUGCUACUACUCCUACCUCUACUUCUACUCCUAUUUCUUCUGCUGCUACUACUAUUAUUACUACUAAUACUACUACUACCUCAACUAAUACUCCUAUUUCUUCUACUUCUUCUACUACUACUACUACUACUACUACCACUACUACUAUUUAUAUUACUACUACUACUCCUAAUACUGCUACUACGUCUACUAACACUACUACUCCUAAUAAUACUACUAGCGCUACUGCUUUUACUACUAAUACUACUACUGCUACUAUUACUUCUACUACUGCCUAUACAUCUUCUCCUUAUUCUACUACUACUUCUACUUCUAAUACUACUACUACUCAGAAUACUGCUGCUGUUGCUGCUACUACUUCUACUACUACUACUACUACUACUACUACUACUACUACUACUACUACUACUACUACUGCUCUUCUACUAUUUCAAGUACUACUACCACUGCUGCCGCUAAUAAACCUGAUGCUACUACUACCGCUACUACUUCUACUACUACUACUACUACUCCGAAUACUGCUUCUGCUACUUCUGCUACUACUAAUACUACCACUACUACUCCUAAUUCUACUACUACCGCUACUGCUUCUACUACUUCUACAACUACUACUACUACCAUUACCUCUAAUGCUACUCCUAAUUCUUCUUCAACGACUAAUACUACUACUACUACUACUACUACAAACACUACUACUAAUACCACUACUACUACUACUACUACUACUACUACUACUACUACUACUACUACUACCACUACUACUACUAAUACUGCCACAACUAUUCCUUAUACUACUACUACCGCUACUACCACUAAUACACCUUAUACUACUUCUACUACCGCUACUGUUCAUACUACUACUACUAAUGCUACUCCUACUGCUGCUAGUACUGCUAAUGCUACUACUACUACUACUAUUACUACUACUACUACUACUACUACUACUUCUACUACAACUCUAAUUUCUUGUACUGCUACUACUACUACUUCCUCUACUAUUACUCCUAUUUCUUCUACUGCUCCUACUACUACUACUGCUACAUCUACUAGUAAUACUACCACUACUGCUCCUAAUUAUACUAUCACCGCUACUACCACUACAUCUCCUAAUACAACUACUACAGCUACUGACACUACUACAGCUAAUACUACUACUGCCGCUUCUGCUCAUACUACUACUACUAUUGCUACUUCAACGACUACUACUACUACUACUACUACUAAAUCUACUGCUACUCCUAUUUCUACUACUACUUCUACUACUACUACUUCUACUACUACUAAUUCUACUACUAUUACUACUUCCACUACUACUACUACUACUACUACUAUUACUACUACUGCCUAUACUAUUACUCGUAUUUCUUCUUAUGCUACCUCUACUACUACUGCUAAUAAUAAUAAUAAUACUACCACUACUACUUCUAAUACUACUACUACCUCUACUACCACUACUACUCCUAAUACUACUACUACCGCUACUACCACUACUACUCCUAAUACUACUAUUGCCGCUUCUGCUCAUACUACUACUACUACUACCUCUGCUACUACUACUACUACUACUACUACUUCUACCACUACUACUACUACUUCUUCUACUAAUACUCCUGCUACUACUACUACUCCUACUACUACUACUACUACUACUACUUCUACUACUACUACUACCUUUACUGCUUCUCCUAAUUCUACUACUACUACGACUACUACUACUACUCCGAAUACUGCUGCUACUACUACUACUUCUACUACUACUACUACUGCUGCUACUUCUACUUCUAAUACUACUACUUCUACUUCUACUGCUUCUACUACUUCUACUACUGCUACUACUAAUACUGCCUCUACUACUUCUAAUACUACUACUACUACUUCUAUUGCAACUCCUACUACUACUACUACUCCUACUACUACUACUACUACUACUACUACUACUACUACUACUACUACAACCUCUACUGCUAAUCCUAAUUCUACGACUACUACGACUUCUACUACUACUACUACUACUACUACUAAUAAUAAUACUCAUACUACCACUCCUAAUACUACUACUACUACUACUAGUACAACUCCUACUACUACUAAUACUACUACUACUUCUACUAUUACUACUGCUACAACAACUACUACUACUACUACUACUACCUCUACUACUACUCCUAUUUCUUCUAGUAUUAGUACUCUUACUACUCCAACUACUUCUACUCCAACUACUCCGAAUACUGCUACUACUACUUCUACUGCUACUAAUGCUACCACUACUACUCCUAAUACUACUACAACCGCCACUGCUUCUAGUACUACUACUACUAGUACUGCUACUACUACUACAACCUCUACUGCUACUCCUAUUUCUACUACUACUACUACUACUACUGCUACUACUACUUCUUCGAAUACUACCACUGACAUGACCACGACUACAUUACUAACUUUUAUUUUAUAUGUAACGCUGACUGUAAUACUGCUAGUACCAAUAACGUCAAUGACUGUGCUACUGUUGGAAAUGCGCUUAAUUCGGACAUCAGGAAGUUACUACCAAUACCGUACAUAGACACGUAGUGGGGCAGCCACCUCUGCAACGAAUAAUAGGAAUAGAAAUUGCGGUGAGUGAUUGUAUCACCAAUAACACAAGCAAUACCCCGAUAGACACGACGGACGCGCAUGCAAAGGGAAAAGCACUGGACGGCAGUAUUUUAAACAAACAUGCCUACUGAAAUUAAUCAGUAGGCCUUUAUUUUCAAUGUCGCAACACUCAGAUUCGCGGCGAAUCUGAGUGUUGCGACACUGGUAUCCAGCCUUUUUUUCAUCAGGGAGGCAUUCUUACGUUGAUGACAGGGUCGUCGAAGUCCUGUGGCAAGCAGGACAGCCAUCUCCGACGUCCUUCUUGAUGGCAAAGGUAACUCCGGUCUCUUACCACUCUUCCCUUGGGUGUCCGCUCCACGAAAGGUACAUCCGGUACUUGCCUCCCUCAGCUGGUCCUGUUCAGAGAAUAGAGUCUUAUAAGAACCGUCAUGUUCCCUUUGUGACAGACCAGCUUGAAGGUAAAAAGAGCCAUUCUCCUUGCCAUAAUGUCUGGCAUCGAAUUUUCCGUAAGGGAAUAAACAUCACUGACUGUUAGAGCGAACAGUUUCAUUGUGGUAGCCUGCGAAAACGUGCGGUAAUGGGGACGAGGUUGUUGUUGGAUUUAGUUGUUUUCUUUGACCGCAUUUUAUGCGUUCACAAGUCACUACCAACUUGCGAUGCCUCUUUUGACCGCAUUUUUAUGGCAUCUUCCCUGACUCCUUCCCUCUCGAGGGGGCGAUCAGGCUACAACUAAAAAGAGUUGUCUAUUCAUCCCAGGCAAUCCGAGUUAGCCUGGGCUACCUUUACAAUCCCAAUCUCUUUCUCCAUAGGAUUCUUGCACAGUUUGGGAGGAGGGCGUUCGGGUAUUAAUUCAACGAUUACCGGCUGUUAAGACAAAAAUCAUGCCGAACAUCCUCAUCUGAUCUAGCCCAUUGGUCAAGGACGCCUACCGGGGUGUUGCCCCAGUACACCUUUGUGGGCCCCAUAUAAGAGAGGGUGUCGAGAAGGGAUGAAGCAGAAACAGCCACCAGAACCGUCCAUGCGUUCUGCGGGGACUGUCAGUGUACUGCUUAUAAGUACUUCUUGCCACCAAAGUCGGACCAGCAAUAUCGGGCCCAGUUGGUGUCACUUGUGUUAUAUAUUCCUGCUGACACCCUCAACAACCCGCGCGGAAUAUGCGCUGGAGCCGGGGGAGUAGAUCGGAGCCCAUUAGGCAGUAACCGGACUUAGUAGUGUCCGCACAUCCACUAACAUAUGGCACACUUUGGCGCAAGCUAACGUGGCGUCAAUCAUUUGCGUUCAAUCGUUGAAUCAGAUGACUGGCCGGCUUUGCUAAUGGGCUGGUUUCUGGGACAGGGUAGAGAGAGAGAGAGAGAGAGAGAGAGAGAGAGAGAGAGAGAGAGAGAGAGAGAGAGAGAGAGAGAGAGACGUGGACUCAGUUGACUUACGGCAUUUCAGCAUACUUCACCAGUACAAACAAUCCUACGCACUAAUGACCACGGCCUGAAAGGCUGCCAGCCAACGGCAUAAAUCUCUAUCGAGGGUCAGGCUGCAAUGCGGAUUCUAUUGCACUCCGACGAAGAUGGGAUCCUAUAUAUAUUCGCUCUGCAAGGAACGUUGAUAAAUUUGUCUCCGCUGAUCAUUAAGGCGAUAAGUCCAUGCUUAAUAAAGCGUGCAGUUCUCUGUGAGGGUUAUUAUAAGAGUUAGGCUCCGACUGCGCAUAUGCCAGUAAGGGAUGUACACGGAGACGACCGGCAUGGCCACCGAUCAAAGACAAGAUUCUGAAUUUCAUUGCUUUCUGCAUUUAUGUAGUAGUUUCUUUUCUUAGGUAUUUCCUGCUUCAGGAACUUCCAGCAGUUAAAAAGGGACCUGGAAUUUUUUAGCCAACUGAAUAAAUACUCAGCCUUCUGCUUUGGACGACUUUGAACGAUGUGAAUUGAAUUUCUGCAAUUGAUCUGGAGACUUAAACUCUGCCGUUAAUUAUAGCGCCCAUUUUGGCUACGAAGUUGCCUGGUCCGCGGUGCUGGCGUCUUGGCCUUUCUUGGGUCACUCGUGCUACAUCUUAUCUCCACAUUUUCUUCACGGCAACUAAGUUUAGGGUAAUUGUAAUGAAUAACAAAAAUAGACAAAGCCUUAACGAUAAAUGACGGCCUUACAGGGCGCAGAGACGUAGGCUAACGCUUUAGCCUAGUCCGUCGUAUAAAGAAUAGGACCUUUCAUCCUCGUCCAUAUUUGUCAACUUGUAAAAUUGAGUAGGCACGUAGAUUUACUUACACCCGUGUUAGAUAUAUCGUCUUAAACCAUGAAAUUAACAACUUAAGUGGUCACCUAGCGGCAAAAUUGGUUUGCAUAUGCAUCGACGGGUCUCGGUGUCAAUGCCCUCCUUGUGUCGGCAUUCUAUCGAGUUGAGGAUUCAGCAUCUAAUAAAUGACAAACCGGUAUCACUGGUUUCCGUGCGCUUAUCGUACAUCUGCGUUAACUAUAUGGGUCGGCUACUGGGAGUCUUGCUUUAUCGAACUCAAGCCAACUGUUCGUCGGUAUGACUCCAUGUCUUUCGUCCUUGAGCACGCGCUUGGAAACGACCACCGCCAUGGCUAACGCAAAGCGGACACAGCAAUUUCUGAGACCUGGUACUCUAACGUCAUGUCCACUUUGACGUUGACUGCGAAAGUCUGCGUGCUGGGUUCACUGAUUCUUAGUGCUCCUCCCGUGCAUAUAUAGGCGUGCAUGUAAGAGUAGUGCGUUGGAGGAUUUGGCUCCCACAAUGGACUGUGCUACAGAUUCGCUGAACAGGGACUGGGAUCAGAUUAGCUAAGGUCACGUGUUCAUCGGGCUGCGCAAAGUCCGCGCAAGCCCAUGACUGCUACCAUACAUAAGGGAAAGGUGUUUGGCGGCACGCCUGGGCGUAGACCACGCAGCAUCAGUCGCUGAGCCCAGUCCUACCGCCAGAUGGCUUACAAACUCGGAUAGUUGACUUGUGCAGGGGAUGGGAAAAGUGAGGCCGACAUUCGUGAAUAAAACCUUGCAGAACAGCGCAUUCCCCACUACGAGAAAUCCAACGCACCCCAAUCGAUCACGGCGCGCUAAGAGUCGGAGCUUGGAAGAUUGCCAGCUAAGUGGGUUGCGGUGUCCAGUUUGUGUAUUUUGGAGUGACCAAAGGACUAAGCAAGCGGAAGUCGCUCCUUAAUAUGGCCUCUAUGGUACUCACACGUACAAGACGUGAGCCGCCUUCGUGAGAGCCUGGUAUUUGGUAUUGGAACCAGGUCUUAUGUGGCACCCCUAGGUGGGUUCUUCGACUUUGUCAGCCAUUUCACCUGAGCUGGUCUCCGGUCGUCUUAAAACCGUCUUACCACCUAGUCCAGGUUGGUGAGGGAGGACUGAGUGCGGCGGAUGCUGCGCCAUAGUAAACAAGUUUGCGCAUAGGUCUCCAUCCGACGCCCACUUCGUGGUUCGCACGAUAGACGUCGUUCCCGAUAGUCGAAAUGUUGGCUUGGAAGGUUGCGAGGUAAUUUGGUAACUCGGUCUUGCUCACGACCGAGGAUCGGGCUGCAGUGACUAUUCCCGAACGUAGUCUUUAUGGCAUUGACCAAUGUGAGACAUGCGGUGCCAUUAUUGCAGUCCGGCGCAUGUUGGUGUGAGAGACAGGUCAUGAAUGGCACGCGCAGACGGCUGUUAGGCUUAUACAGUCGGCAUCCAUGCCCACCGUCGCUCGUCAUGACUUCGUCUUCCCAUCUGAGCACGACGGGUGAGGUGGGUGCAACGUGAGUCCGCUUCACCAGAGACCGCUGCGUGGCCCAGCUCCUGGGGACGGUGGUGGACAUCGUCGUUUGUGACGGUCGGACUGUCAUGCAUUUUUGCCAAGAUGUAUGCGUAAUAAUGGGAUAAGAUUGUCUAAACGAAGGUUGGCCGAAGUUAUGUUGAUCUGCCCAUGUUUAGUGAAUGGUCAGCAGAUUCAAGAAAACGUCGCUGCCGUUGCACGCUUGGACCCGGUUUCAGGAACGAAGACAAAAAAACUAACUACUGGAAGUCAGGGUACCUAAAACAGACAAAAUUGUGCAUUUAAUUACCUUUGAACGCGCGCAGUUCUCAUUUUAUGGUGCGCCGAGCAAGCAGUACUUUGAAGUUCCAAUGGCCGAAUAAAAAUGUUAUGAGCUUGUUGGGCUGAUGCACGACGCAGUUAUUUCAGCAAAGGUGGCCUGUUGAUAUCCGAUUUCGUCUAUUCGACUCCGAACUUAUCACUCCAUGGCCGUACGCCCCCCAAUUUUCCCUAUUCUUGCCCACCAAUGUGUUUUCUGUUCUUUUUUAAAUGCGAUAAAAAUCCUACUUACUGGCAUAAAUCUGUUUACCAUUUUAUUCAUUUCCACCAGUGUGAACUGGAACAACUGUCUGAAAAUCUUCAAUAG